CAUUCCCUAUAUAAUUGCCUCUCUCUUUUAGCCGGAUCUUCCCCUCAUGGGAAGCAGAAGCAUCUCAUUUCAGGCAAAGCAUGAAGGUUCAUCAGUUCGCACGUGGAUUAUUUGAGCUCGAACCCACCACCCUCACGCUCGGCUGCAAACGCCUCCGCCCCCUCGUUCCAAAGCUCCCCCACCAGACCGACGUGGUCUCGACCGCCGCAUUCGUCGACAUCAAGAGCUUCAUCCGCCCUGAGAGCGGCCCGCGGAGGCUCGGUUCCUCCGACGAUGACAAGAGAGACCCUCCUCAGGUGGAAACACACCCGGGAGGGACACGUUGGAACCCGACGCAAGAGCAAAUCGGAAUACUUGAGAUGCUGUACAGAGGGGGAAUGAGAACUCCCAACGCGCAGCAGAUCGAGCAGAUCACGGUGCAGCUCAGCAAGUACGGUAAGAUCGAAGGCAAGAACGUGUUCUAUUGGUUCCAGAACCACAAAGCCCGCGAGAGGCAGAAGCAGAAGCGCAACAGCCUCGGCCUCGCUCACUGCUCCAGAACCCCCACCACGACUGCCGCCAUCGCCACUGUAACUUUGAACACUACUAAGGGAUCGGAAGGAGAGAUUAGAGGGGAGGAAGACAGUCCAUACAAGAGGAAGUGUAGAAGCUGGGGAUUUGACUUCUCGGAAGCCGAAGAGGAUGUGAGCAGGUCAUCAUCAUCUUCAUUCAGAGAUGAGGACGAAGCAGCUCACUGUAGAACUCUGGAGCUCUUCCCAUUACACCCGGAAGGCAGAUGAAGGUGUUCCGUUCUGAAGAAAAAUAUAACUUCGCAAAAUCUUCCUCUCGUUCUCUCUCUCUCUCUCUCUCUCUCUCACCCUUUCUCCCUAUUUCAAAGGCUUUGUGAGGCCAAAUUGUGAUGUGAUCAUCGUCUAAGCAUGAUCUUUCCUUCUUCUUUCCUUUUCUUUUCCCUUCUCUUGAAUUAGAUGAUGUACUGCUUUUUCUUUCUUUUUUCUUUCCUUUUGUUCCAGGAAAGAAGAAAGAAAGACAAGAUGUGUCGUCUCUUGUCUGACCUCUGUACUCUAAUUUAACCUUUGCUCUCUCUCUCU
Molecule: messenger RNA, 1088 nt
Organism: Syzygium oleosum
Lineage: Eukaryota; Viridiplantae; Streptophyta; Magnoliopsida; Myrtales; Myrtaceae
Product: WUSCHEL-related homeobox 4
Exons: 3
Coding region: 81-779 (232 amino acids)
Biological process (GO): procambium histogenesis; cell division; phloem or xylem histogenesis
Cellular component (GO): nucleus
Molecular function (GO): DNA-binding transcription factor activity; DNA binding
Source: RefSeq, a predicted model, not a curated record